UCUAAUCGCUUAACCGUGACAUGAAUGAAGGCUUUGAUAGAAUCAAAGUAGCCUUAAAAUCUUCAGGGCAAGAUCGGAACAUUUAUAGUUUGAUUGCAGUUUACAUACAACGUCCCUCUUGUUUGGCUCAGUUAUCAGAAUUCCAAAAGGAAAAAGCUUUUUUUUUUCUCGUUUUCCCUCCAAAUGAGCAGUUUGGUUGGUAAUUCAGACCAGGCAACAAUGGAGGAGGCCACUUCCAAAGGCGUCGCCGGAAGAAGAGGCGAGAGAAAGAAAGCCGUUUCCAAAUCUAUAAAAGCCGGUCUCCAAUUUCCGGUGGGCCGUGUCACUAGAUAUUUAAAGAAAGGUCGUUACUCCCGUCGAUUAGGCGCCGGCGCUCCGAUCUACCUUGCCGCUGUCCUCGAGUAUCUCGCCGCUGAGGUGUUAGAAUUGGCUUGGAAUGCCGCACGUGAUAACAAGAAAAAUAGGAUCAUCCCUCGUCACGUACUUCUGGCUGUGAGAAAUGAUGAUGAAUUGGGAAAACUUCUUCAAGGUGUGACAAUACCGAGCGGUGGAGUGUUGCCUAAUAUUAAUCCAGUUCUGUUGGCGAAGAAAAAUACGUCUACUCCUGAUGAAAAGCUCCCUACUCCUACAUCGCCUACGAAGACAUAGAUGAUUGAUUCAUUUUGUAAAUCUUAUUGCUAGAUCUUUUAAUUUUAUUUAGUUCAGGAGAAAUUUGAUGGCCAUUUGCCUAACAUAUGGUCUUUUACUUUUGGUGUCACUUUCAUGUUUUGGAUAUCAUAAUGGUUUAAAUGUAGUCCUGUAUUGAAUUAAAUCAUUCAUGAAAGAAGCUUUUUGUUACCUUAAUCAUUAAUGGUUACCUUA
Messenger RNA from Vigna umbellata (rice bean), 861 nucleotides. Its product is annotated as histone H2A.1. NCBI's taxonomy places the organism in Eukaryota, Viridiplantae, Streptophyta, Magnoliopsida, Fabales, Fabaceae. Gene Ontology annotation, cellular component: nucleosome. Gene Ontology annotation, molecular function: DNA binding; protein heterodimerization activity; structural constituent of chromatin. The record is from RefSeq and is a predicted model, not a curated record.